AUGAAAAAUGCACUGAAAACAUCAUGGACUAAUAUAGAAAAUGCUAUAAUUAAAGAUGUUAUUCGUACAGAUCGUUGUAAACCAUAUUUUGCCGGUGAUAAUAAUCCAAAUAUUGAUACAAUGAAGAAUAUUUUAUUAAAUUAUGCAUUUGCAUAUCCUGAAAUCAGUUAUAUACAGGGUAUGUCAGAUUUAUUAGCACCCCUUUUGAGUACCAUUCAUGAUGAAUCUGAUACAUAUUGGUGUUUUGUUGGACUUAUGCAGCAGCAAACAUUAUUUGUAUGUACUCCAAUUGAUGGAAGAAAUCUUAUGGAAAUUAAUUUAAAUUAUUUACGCGAAUUAUUGAAAUUAUUUGUACCAGAUUUUUUUAUGCAUAUUGCUAGUUUAGGUUCAGAUGCAUUGGAAUUAAUGUUUGUUCAUCGAUGGAUACUAUUAUGUUAUAAGCGUGAAUUUCCUGAAACUAUUACGAUGCAUAUUUGGGAAGCAUGCUGGUCUCAUUAUCGAACAUCAUAUUUUCAUUUAUUCAUUGCAGUUGCUAUCAUUUCCAUAUAUGGAAAAGAUGUUAUUGAGCAAUGUCUUCCAAAUGAUGAAAUUUUAUUAUAUUUCAGUUCACUUGCUAUGCAUUUAGAUGGUACUAUUAUCUUAAAAAAAGCUCGUGGUUUACUUUAUCAAUUUUAUCAUCUAGAUAAGUUACCGUGUACAUUAGCCGAUCUUUGUGAAACAGAUACAGAGCAAUGGGAUACAAAUAUUCAACAGAGAGUUUAUGAAUGCACUAAAAUUCAUGGUGAAAAAGAGCCAUGUCCAUUUGCGGGAAUUUAA
Brugia pahangi is the source of this 816-nucleotide messenger RNA. Lineage: Eukaryota; Metazoa; Nematoda; Chromadorea; Rhabditida; Onchocercidae. The record is from the annotation of a GenBank genome assembly.